This is a messenger RNA of Carassius auratus (goldfish), 3363 nucleotides long. Its product is annotated as ADP-ribosylation factor-like protein 8B. Gene Ontology annotation, cellular component: lysosomal membrane. Gene Ontology annotation, biological process: protein transport; anterograde axonal transport. Lineage: Eukaryota; Metazoa; Chordata; Actinopteri; Cypriniformes; Cyprinidae. The coding region runs from base 125 to 685 and encodes 186 amino acids. The transcript is spliced from 7 exons. Gene Ontology annotation, molecular function: GTPase activity; GTP binding. The record is from RefSeq and is a predicted model, not a curated record.
UCAUUUGUUGUCACCUGACCUCAGUUUGCUUCCUCUUUCUCUUGGACUGAUUCCUCCAGCAGGAGCGGAAUCUGCCCCCGUCUCAUCCUGACGAUUAGAGCUCAGCCAACAGCGCAGCGCGGAGAUGUUGGCCCUCAUUCACCGGCUCCUGGACUGGUUCAGGGCGCUCUUCUGGAAGGAAGAGAUGGAGCUGACACUGGUGGGACUGCAGUACUCUGGAAAAACUACUUUUGUCAACGUGAUUGCUUCUGGUCAGUUCAAUGAAGACAUGAUCCCUACAGUCGGCUUCAACAUGAGGAAAGUCACCAAAGGCAACGUAACAAUAAAAAUUUGGGACAUAGGUGGACAGCCGCGGUUCAGGAGCAUGUGGGAGAGAUACUGCCGGGGCGUCAAUGCCAUAGUGUAUAUGGUUGAUGCUGCAGAUUGUGAAAAGGUCGAGGCCUCAAGAAACGAGCUACACAACUUGUUAGACAAACCACAGCUGCAAGGCAUUCCUGUACUUGUCCUUGGCAACAAAAGAGAUCUCCCCAGCGCACUAGAUGAGAAACAACUAAUCGAAAAGAUGAACCUGUCUGCCAUUCAAGACAGAGAGAUCUGCUGCUACUCCAUUUCAUGCAAAGAGAAAGACAAUAUAGAUAUCACAUUGCAGUGGUUGAUCCACCAUUCAAAGUCUCGGAGAAGUUGAGAACAGACCGUCCGUCCUAACUGUGAGUCCAGUCCUGCCCUCGUUCCAGCUCCCAGCUCAGCCCAGCGCUCUUCUGUCCGUCCGACUGACCGACCGGCCGGUCCUUCCUGUGACCAGUGACACAGUCCCUCUCAGUCCAGUUCUGUCUCGUUCAUUCUUUAUUACACACUGACUGUCAGUAAAGCAUCUUCACCAGUGGGCUUCAGACUCCACUCAAAUCAUACUCCAAUCAAAUCAAGGGAUAUGCUUUAAAUCAGUUUCGGGGUUAGUCUCUUUAUCCUUUGAAAUAAGAUUGUAUCAUUGUUUGGGGGUUUUCUUUUGGUCUGAUUUUUGUUAUUAUCUUGUACCAUUAAUUGUAGGAACACAUUUUACCAUAAAGAGUAGUUUUAACUUUUGAGUUGCUAGUAUUGUGUAUUUAAGGCUUCAGUACAUUAUAAAUGUACACUAUUUUUCAAAAGUUUGAGUCAGUAAGGUUUCUUUUUUUAUUAAUGAUUCUGUUCAAAAAGGAUGCAUUCACAUUUACAAGUAUAAAAGUUUAGAAAGUUACACAAUUUUCUGUUUCACGUAAAUGCUGUUGCACUUUCUGUCCAUCAAAGAAUGCAUCACAUUUAGAAGAAAUGUUUUUAUCUAGCAAAUCAGUAUAUUAGAACGAUUUCUGAAGCUGAAGACUGGAGUAAUGAUGCUGAAGAUUCAGCUUUGACAUCACAGGAAUAAAUAGCAUUUUAAGAUAUAUUCAAGUAGGAAAAAAAAAGUGGUUUAAAACUGUAAUAUUUUUACAAUAUAACUCUUUUACUGUAUUUUUGGUCACAUACUGUAAAUACAGCCUUGGUGAGCAUGAGAGACUUUCAAAAACAUCAAGAAAUCUUACUGUCCCAAACUUUUUAAUGAUAGUGUACGCUCAUCUAUGUUUGGAGAAACCAUUCCCCUAAUCUAUUAGUGAAAUAGUUACAUUUUAUAUUUGCUUGGUUUCAGAGUUGAAUUGUAGCCGGUUGACUAGCUGGAUGAAUAGACAUGCAUUAGGUUCUGCUAGCUGAUAGCCCCAUGAUUAAUAUUCAUGAGUCAAGAUGAUUUUAGAAUGCGUCUCCCAUGUUUCGGAUCUUCAUUAUGGCUUAUGAUAAAUAUUCAAGACCCACAGCUCGUUGACAUGCUCGUGGACUGUAUGUAGCUGAUGGACAUCUUUGCAUUUCCUUUAAUUAGUGUGCAUUAGGUUAAGUGCCUUUAGCAGAUACUCACAUUUUAAACCCAAUAUGAAUUUAUUAUGUUAUAUAAGCACAAACAGCGAGUCUAAACUUACUGUAGGUGCCAUUAUUACAUUAGCACAGAUUUUUGUAUUGGUAUUGAUUGCUCAUUCAUUGGCUAUGCAUUUAUUCGCACCACAAUCAUUACAUAAUCACCUGAUUGCUACAGUGCAUUGAAAACCAUUACUGGUUAAUAAAUACCAAACUAAUGUUUAUUUCGUUUAGGAGCAUGAUACACACUCUGGAAGCGGAGGGUCUCGCUUCUGGGUGAAACUAUCCAAACCCUUUUGCGAAUGAACAAAAAUUGAAUUCAACUGUUUCUGGCAGUGUCUCAAAUGCUAGCGUUUUUGAUGUCCUUUUUUUCUGAUCAAGCCCCUAAAUGCUGCGAAGUUCUUCUUCCUGUAUUCUAAAUAUGAGUUUAGCAACAUUGCAGUCAUCUUCUGUUAUUUCUUACUUAUGUUGUUUCAUGAAGCAGGUCUAAAGAUUUAUUCGUAUUUGUGUUGAUACUCCGAUAUCAUAUAAUGCUGUAUUUCCUUAAAAAUCUAGGACUUCAUCCUGAGAACAAAGGCUUAGUUUGACUGUAUAUUUGUGUAAAUAUCUUAAAGUUUAUUAGAAAAUGAUAGGUACUGAGAAGAAGGCCUGAUAGGUGCAUUGAUUACAGACUGUUUAGCAUUUAGUUAUAAGCAUAAAAUAUUGUUCAUCCAAAUACUACUGAAUACUAUCGAGGAAGAAAGUGAACUUUAAGAAUGAAUUUCUGAUGGAUAUGAACUACUAAGCCAAACAAUUUAUAUAAAUUGUAUAAUUAUUUUUUAUUUUUAUUUAGAAAAUUCUUGUUUUUGUUUUCUUAUGGCUUGUGUGUUGUGUGUGUUUUAGGCUUUAACAAAAUAGGCAGGGCUUAGUUAAUGGACAUUUAUGAUUUACGUAAAAUUGUAUGUAAUUGCUGAAGUUUGAAUGUUGUUUAGCCCAUUUAUAAAGGGCUUUAAUAAAUGGUACAUACAUACAAGUUUUUUUUUUCUUUUCUCUAGUUUUUUCCCUCCCUCUUUUCAAAUAAGCUAUCUAAAAUGGUGCCCAAAAUCCUAGAGUGUUUUUAAUAUUUACAGGACAUAUUAAUGGCCUUUUCAUAAUAUAGUAAUUUGUGAUUGUUUCGACAUCGCUGAGCCAUUCCUGCAGCCUUAUAGUACAAGAAUGGAAUGUCACACUUUUCACCGUUCAUAUCCACUUGUUACUCUGUGCAUGUCUUCAUUCAUUCAGACAUGAUGUAUUUUGUUGGUUCUGCUCACCCAAGUGCAGCAGGUCUGUGGCCAAAGCUUGUGCCCCCUGUAAACACUAUACAGGAUGGUGUCUUCUCUCCUUCAUGUGACUGUCCACACAUGAAAAAUCAAUGGAUCUGUUGCUGACUUUGUAAAUAAGCUAAUUAAAACUUGAUUUGUGUCUCUUGCA